Messenger RNA from Penicillium daleae, 1134 nucleotides. RefSeq lists its product as uncharacterized. Lineage: Eukaryota; Fungi; Ascomycota; Eurotiomycetes; Eurotiales; Aspergillaceae. The coding region runs from base 1 to 1134 and encodes 377 amino acids. The record is from RefSeq and is a predicted model, not a curated record. The transcript is spliced from 2 exons.
AUGAGAUACGUUCUUUUUUCGCUGAGCGCAUUUGUGCUCUACGCGAUCUUCUACUUCUCGUAUAUCAAUGGCCUUGAUGAACUGGGCCGUAACUCUGUCGCAUCUGGCAAGCUCCCUGGCGUAGAUGCGCCGCUCCGCUCAGUCUAUACUGGAGUCGAGCCCGUUGAUCGUAUUUUGACACUGUUGACGACCUUUUUCUAUCCCUCGCUCGAUGGUCAAAGCCCUACUCUACUGCUCCACAGCAUUGCAUUUUCGGGCACCUUUGGAGCUGCCUGGACCUUGGUUGUGUUGGAGUCAUGGCGCAAGGGCAAUGCGGGAACCGUCGCAGCUUACCCUGCUAUUUUCGGUCUGACAGCCCAACUGAUGACCUUCGCUUUCGCGACUCCAUUGAUCUGUGGCCUCCAACUGGGCUGCUCGGUGACUGCGCGUCGCCCCAAUGCUGAUAACAUUCGAGUGCCUCGCGUUGUUCUCGCUGUACUGCCGCUCGUCUUCCUGAUCGGAUAUAUGGUGCCAACCCAAGCGAUGGUGCUACCUGCCCCGUCCCUGAUCUCCAUCGACAUGAAGCAGAUCGCCAUCGCGAUCUGGCAGCCCUGGCCUGCCUACGUGUCCAUUUUGACAACGGUCGCCUACUACGUGCUGUCUCCCUUCUUCCCGAACAACCACCGUGCGUCCAUGUCCGGUCUGCGCUGGGUAUACGCAUCUGCAUUCGCAAAUGCGACCCUGACUCACCUUGUCUCGUGGAUAAUUUCCAUUGCAUCUGUUGCAGUUCCCAACCUGUUUGACGAGCGUUACCUUAGUGACAUCCACCCGUCUAAGGUUUUUGCUAUUCCUCUGCCUUGGUCUGGGGUAAAGGUCGAGACAGUCGCUGAGGGUGUGCACUACUUCUUGCGAUGGGACUAUCUCAUUGGAUCCGCGGGUGUUCUGCUCUGGGCCUUGACUUUGUACAGCGUUGCCCACAAGCAGAUUCUGAGCACUGUUUCUUGGCCAGGCCUUUUGGUCAAGGUUGGCCUCCUGACCGUUCUGACGGGACCCACCGGCGCUGCCGUGGAAUUGAUGUGGGAGCGUGACGAGCUGGUUUUCAAGGAGACCAGUGGUGCUCGGCAACAGGCCAUCAAAACCAAGAAGUCUCUUUGA